AUGCCCUGGCGUCGGCGUGCAGCCUGCGUCCCUAGCUGCGUCGUGGAGGUGGAGGCGGCGUGCGUCAUGGAGGUGGGAGGCGGCGUUAGGGACUGGGAGAUCGUCGUCGCAGCUGUCGUCGUUGGAGGGGUCGUGGGAAGGGAGGGGAGGGGAGAUGCUGCAGGGACUGGGGCGGCGGCGGUGGGGGAGGAUGGAGGGGAGCACCUGUCUGCAUUUGCUGCCGUCGUCACACCGUCGGCGAUAAUGGCGUCGUCGUCGUCGUCGGCCCCUGAUCUGACGGUGGCGGACGAGGAUGUCCUCGAGUGCGGUGUCUGCUUCCUCCCGCUGAAGCCACCCAUCUUCCAGUGCGCCCGGGGCCAUGUGUUGUGCUCGCCAUGCUCCGACAAGCUCAGGGACGCCGGCAAGUGCCACCUGUGCGGCGUCGCCAUGCCCGGCGGCUACCAACGGUGCCACGCCAUGGAGCGCGUGGUGGACUCGGUCCGCACCCCGUGCCCGCGCGCGCCCUACGGCUGCGAGGCCAGGCCCCUGUACCACGCGCUCCAGGACCACGUCCUGGCGUCGUGCGCGCACGCGCCGUGCCACUGCCCUGCCGCCGCCGCUGCCGGCGAGCCGGCGGCGUGCGGCUUCAAGGGCUCCAUACCUGCGCUCCUAGACCACGUCGGCGGCGCGCACGGCUGGCCCUGCACGACGGCGCGCUACGGCGCGCCGUCCUGCUCCGUCCAUCUCCGCGACGGGUUCAACUUCUUCGUGUCCCACUCCCACAACGUCGACGAGCAUGGCAGGAGGUACCUUUACCUGUUCAACGUCGUCCGCCAUGGCUUCUGCCGUGCCGCGUCGGUGAUCCGUGUCUGCCCUCGCGUCCCCGCGGUGAAGAGAGUGAAGCUCGUGCUCUCAUUCUCAUACCCAAAGAAGCGCGAAGGGAUGAACGAAACCCUUGUCAAUGAUCAGUUCUUCCAUGAGCAGAGAAUAGAGUUCAGAGUGGCGUGCUCUGAUCUCUCCGAUGGUUUGCCCGACAGCUAUCAGCUCAUUGUGUCCAAAUACUUGCUCAGAGACGAUGACGACGAUAUGGUAGUUGUCGUUAAGCAGAUUUUCAGUAGUGUUUGA
Molecule: messenger RNA, 1104 nt
Organism: Sorghum bicolor (sorghum)
Lineage: Eukaryota; Viridiplantae; Streptophyta; Magnoliopsida; Poales; Poaceae
Product: E3 ubiquitin-protein ligase SINA-like 7
Exons: 3
Coding region: 1-1104 (367 amino acids)
Cellular component (GO): cytoplasm
Molecular function (GO): zinc ion binding; ubiquitin protein ligase activity
Source: RefSeq, a predicted model, not a curated record